UUGAUUUGAGUAGAAGGGUGUAUUGUAAUCUUAUCAGUACUCAUAGGAAACAAACAUAUUUUGUGUCAUUAGGAAGAAGUGACUUAAAUUGAUUUGAGCAAAGAGACACAGAGAUAGGCUGGCAUAAUGGGGGCCUCACAACUGAUUAAGAAACUCAAAUAAAUAAAUAAAAAAAAACAGGACAAAAUCAUAAAGAAACCAAACAGGGAAAAGGAAAACUCAGAAACCAAAUGUCACCUCUAAUUGUCCAUAAUGGUAUUAAUAAGGAUGAGGUUCCAUGUGAGUUUAUCUUCUUCCUUUUUUCUCUUUGCAAAGACUCGAUUGGGCCUACCAUAACUUGCUUUCCUGGAAAGAAAAAGGUGAAAAAGAAAAGAAAAGAAAGAAGAAAAGUUAUACAGAAAGAAAAUAACAGGUCAUAUACAAAGAAAGAAAGAAAGAAGGAAAUGGAGGAAGAGAAGAAGAUGAUGAUGAUGGUGCCUACUACCAGUACUAGCCCAGAAAGCCCCAAAGACGAAGCCACUAGCCCAAGCUGGAAACUUUAUGAAAACCCAUUUUAUAAUUCUCAUUCCCAUCAUCAUAAUCAUCACCAUCAUCGUGAUCGUGAUCAAACGCUGCAAAAACAGCACCAAUGCCAGAGCAAUAGUAAUAGUGCAAACAAGAACCUUCAGUGCCUUCACCUUCCUCUCUCGGCGAGAAAGUUAGCUGCUUCUUUCUGGGAUCUGACCUUCUUCAGGCCUGUAAUGGAGUCCGAGCUCGACCAGGCCCGAGCCCAGAUCGCCGAUUUGAAAACUGAGCUCGAGUACGAACGCAAGGCACGUAAGAAGCUGGAGUCGAUGAACAAGAGGCUGGUCAAAGAGUUGACCGAGGAGCGUAAGGGAAGAGAGGCCUUGGAGAAAAUGUGUGAAGAGAUGGCCAAAGAGAUUUCCUUCGAGAAAUCGGAGAUUGUUAGGAUGAGGAAGGAGAUUGACGAGGAGAGGAAGAUGAUGAGAAUCUCUGAGGUUUUGAGGGAAGAGAGAGUUCAGAUGAAGUUGGCCGAGGCCAAGAUUUUUCUCGAAGAGAAGCUUUUGGAGUUUGAAAGCUCUAAGCCAAUCCCACCUGAGAUUCCCACUAAGGCUGCUGUUAGUUUCUCGGGAAAAUUUAGACAGUUGGUAUUGGGUGAGAGGGAAAAAUCAGUUACCAAUAGUGAUAAACUCAAUCGGGUCGAUUCAGUGGCCUCUUCAAAAUCAUUCUUUGGUCAUGAAAAGUCAUCGGCUUGUACCAACCAAGACAUUGAUUUUGUAUCAGAUAUAUCAUCAAGGUCAGUAUUGAGUGAGAAUAUGAAUAGUUCUGCUGGUUUUUCAUCAUCGUCUUUACCAAUUUUCCAACGAAAAUCAGCCUCACCAGAAGCUGAAAAUCCUCAUAUAAGGAGAGGCAUUAAAGGGUUCGUCGAGUUCCCAAGAGUGGUUCGAGCAAUUGGAUCGAAACAUAGGCAUUGGGGUACCAAGUUGGAGUGUCAAAAAGCUCAGCUAAGGAUUCUGCUUAAGCAAAAGAGUCCUAUUGGGUCUAAUAGUCUUGUUAUGAGUUAAAACAUUUUGAUCAAUUUCUUCUUCUUUCUUCGUACAAGGCUUGAUUUUUCUUUUUUGAUCAAAUCUGUAAUCUUUUCUUGAUAAUCUUUUUUGGAUUCUUAAUUUCUUUAGCAGGGUGACAAGUGUAUGUGUACUAAAUCUGCAUAUUGUUCUUGAGAAACCACUAGAACUAUGGAGUACAUAUGGUUGAAGUUUGUGUUGUAUAAAAGUUUUUAUGAUUUGGUGUA
Messenger RNA from Humulus lupulus (European hop), 1792 nucleotides. RefSeq names its product stress response protein NST1. Lineage: Eukaryota; Viridiplantae; Streptophyta; Magnoliopsida; Rosales; Cannabaceae. The record is from RefSeq and is a predicted model, not a curated record. The transcript has a single exon. Bases 231 to 1565 code for a protein of 444 amino acids.